UCCUCCGGGGGGAGGGACGCAGGAUGCGCCUUCCGGGGCGGGGCCGAGGCCAAGAUGGCGGCGGUGGUGCGUCUCCAGAGCGACUGGGACCAGGUGUUGAGGAAGAAUGAGGAGGAGGUCUGGCUGAGCUGCAGGAGCCCAGGAAAAUCAACUCUGUAUGGGACCCUGACUUGUCAGGGGGUGGGUUCAGAUGGAGUUCCUGAAAUCACAGCCUCUGAAGGAUUUGUUGUCAGUGAAAUAACUAAGAAAAGCUUGCUUGUUUCUUGCCCUCGUGAAAAUGCCUCCACCAAAUUUCUGGCACCCUACACAACUUUUUGUAGAAUUCAUCAAAAAAGUAUUACUUGCCUUGACAUUUCAAGUGGUGGUGGGCUUGGAGUGUCAACCAGCACUGAUGGGACUAUGAAACUUUGGCAGGCUGCUAAUGGAGAAAUAAGAAGGCGUUUGGAAGGCCACGUGUAUGAUGUGAAUUGCUGCAGGUUUUUCCCAUCAGGCAUUGUGAUCCUGAGUGGUGGGAUGGAUGCCCAGCUGAAGAUCUGGUCUGCGGAGGACGCCAGCUGUGUUGUAACAUUUCAAGGUCACAAAGCAGGAAUCCUGGACACAGCUAUUGUAGACCGAGGCAGAAACGUGGUCUCCAGCUCUCGGGAUGGCACUGCCCGCCUCUGGGAUUGUGGGAGAUCUGCUUGUCUGGGGAUUGUGGCAGAUUGUGGCUCCCCUGUCAAUGGGAUCGCUGUGGAGAAUGCUGACAACAGUGUAAAUUUGGGCUCGCCUGAAAAAAUACCCAGUGACCGGGAGGUUGGAACAGAAGGGAAGCUCUUGUUGCUGGCACGGGAGGACAGAAAGUUGCAGGGAGUGGGGCUUCAGAGCAGGCAGCCGGUUUUUCUCUUCAUUGGCUCUGAUGCCUUUAACUGCUGUACAUUCCUCUCCAGCAUCUACCUCCUGGCAGGGACACAAGACGGAAAUGUGUACCAGCUGGAUGUGAGAAAUACCAAGGCUCCAGUUCGAAUGAUUCAUAGAUCAGGAGCACCAGUACUUUCUCUGAUACCUUACAAAGAUGGAUUUCUUGCCAGCCAAGGUGAUGGAACCUGUUUUAUUAUGCAACAAGAUCUUGAUCACGUCGUCGAACUCACGGGACCAGACUGUGACCCUGUAUACAAGGUGGCUGUGUGGGAGAAGCAGGUUUACACGUGUUGCCGAGAUGGGAUAGUGAGGAGAUACCAGCUUUCAGACCUCUGACCAAAUUGGAGUUGUGGACUAGGCAUACUGGACACAUUUCAGGGAUUACUUAAAAACACCAUUUUGAAGCAAGCCAUACCAGUGCCAAGUUCCCAGAGCUUUGAGGAGUAGCAUGAAUACGUGCGUGUGAGACCCGGGGACCUCGUUAUGGCAAAAUCCAAGGUCUAGCUGUAGUUAAACUACCUGCCAAGGAAUAUAAACGAAACAGCUUUGAAAGUUUACACCAUUUCCCUUCACUGAGCAUCACAGAAAGCAUGCUGGCAUUCAGUCCUUUUUGCAAAACUGUAUUUGGUGCCCUUCAGUGGUUGUUGCUUGCCUGAACUGGUGCGUGUGACGGAAAUCAAGGGCAGCAGACUCAAUAAAGGGAUGUGUUUUUAGUAAA
This is a messenger RNA of Hemicordylus capensis (graceful crag lizard), 1615 nucleotides long. RefSeq names its product proteasomal ATPase associated factor 1 (gene PAAF1). Lineage: Eukaryota; Metazoa; Chordata; Lepidosauria; Squamata; Cordylidae. Gene Ontology annotation, molecular function: protein binding. Bases 55 to 1233 code for a protein of 392 amino acids. The record is from RefSeq and is a predicted model, not a curated record. The transcript is spliced from 12 exons.